AUGACAAUCUUUUAUUGUAUUAAUACCCUCAUUUAUCGUAUGAACAAAUUAGGAUAUACUCCAAUGAGAGUAUUAUCUAAUGAGUUACAUUAUCAUCAUCAAACAACAACCAUAAUAUUAUUUACCACACCACAACGCACCGAGAAAGAUAUCUAUUUCAGUUAUGAAGAUGAUAAAGAGUGUCAAAGGUGUCAUAGAUUUGCCGAUUUUUGCAAAAAUGCAUAUUUAAAUUCAAUGAACAAUAUCAACAUCGAUUUGUUACAACAAUAA
This is a messenger RNA of Heterostelium album PN500, 270 nucleotides long. RefSeq lists its product as uncharacterized. The record is from RefSeq and is a predicted model, not a curated record. Bases 1 to 270 code for a protein of 89 amino acids. The transcript has 4 exons. Lineage: Eukaryota; Evosea; Eumycetozoa; Acytosteliales; Acytosteliaceae.